UGGUAGUAAUGAACGCUAUUCGAGUCCUGGGCGUGACAAGCUUGAAGUUGCGCCUCUCAUUCUGUGCUAUCAGCACUUUCACAUUCACCAGCACACACAGGAGAGCCUUCACAAUGGCAGAACACUUCACUGAACAAAUAGUAUUUAACAAACCAAAGAUUGAGCUGCAUGUGCAUCUUGAUGGCGCUAUCCGAGUGGAGACGAUCCUAGACGUUGCCAGGCGACGUGGGAUUACCCUGCCUGCAGGCACAGUGAAGGAGAUGACACACCUUUGUGUGGUGCACCAGCCUGCCACGCUCACAGAGUUCCUCGGCAAGUUCGCAGAGUACAUGCACGUCAUUGCUGGUGACAGAGAGGCGAUCAAGAGGAUAGCCUAUGAGUUUGUGGAGGACAAAGCCAAAGAGGGGGUGAUCUACGUUGAAGUCAGAUACAGCCCACACUUUCUGGCUAACACUGACGUAGAACCCAUUCCAUGGAACCAAAAAGAAGGUGACUUGAGCCCAGAUGAGGUUGUUUGCUUGGUGAACCAGGGUCUGGCCGAGGGAGAGAAGGCAUUCAACAUCAUAGCCAGGUCCAUUCUGUGCUGCAUGCGCCACAUGCCAAGCUGGUCCAAGGACGUGGUGGAGUUGUGUAAGAAGUACAAGAAGGAUGGAGUGGUGGCUAUUGAUCUGGCAGGAGACGAGUCACUCAACUGUGAGGCCUACCCAGGACACAGGAUGGCCUAUGAGGAAGCUGAGAGAUGUGGGGUCCACAGAACAGUCCAUGCUGGAGAGGUAGGCCCUGCCUCUGUGGUGAAAGAGGCUGUGGAGGUCCUGAAAGCAGAGAGAAUAGGACAUGGCUACAACAUACUGGAGGACCAAGUGCUGUACAAACAACUCCUGGAGCAGAAUAUGCAUUUUGAGGUGUGUCCCAUAUCCAGCAAAUUGACUGGAGCCUGUGAUCCAGACUUCACCAAGCAUCCUGUCAUCACCUUCAGAAAGGAUAAGGCCAACUACUCCCUGAACACAGACGACCCUUUGAUUUUCAACUCCACCCUGCACUUAGACUACAGCACUGCCCAGAACUACAUGGGCUUCACCGAGGAGGAAUUCAAGAGACUGAACAUAAACUCCGCUAACUCCAGCUUCUUGCCUGAGAAGGAGAAGAAGGAUCUUAUUAACAAGUUGUACGAAGCCUAUGGAAUGGUGGAGAACACUGGCUUUUAAAUUCAGUACUGAUCAGAGCUGCAACAACCCAGGCACCAACCACUUUGCCAAGUAGGAUAGGUUGUAUAGACUAUUUGAAUCAUCAUGCCAACAACUUACAUUUCCUUUGGUGGAAAUAGAGUUCUUACCCCACAUUUUAAAAUAAAUUGGGAAUGCUUCAGGUAAACCAGCUCUAUACCAAAAAUGAUCAAAAAUGUAAUGUAGUCCUAGUUGUGAGCACUAGGUGACAUACUAUCUACUGCUGUACUGUUCUCACUUGGUGGAGAGUAAAGCCUUCUGAAGUGGUCUUACCAUUUUUAGAGUAACUUCUGUAAGAGGCUUUUCUCAGAGGUCAUUUUUGCAUUUUACUAAUUGAAAAGCAGUUCCAUUUAAUACAUUUCUUCCAUUGAGGACAAUGACAUUAAAAUACGAGCAAAAUCUACAAUAAAAACGCUUUUGCAUCUUAAAAUUGUCAUUGAAGGAGUAUCAGAAUCAACUGCAAUAUGGACCUUACCUCGCUAUGGACAGUUUAGUUCAAAUGUAAACCACUUGAGUGGCAGCUCUUACAGAGCAGCAGCAUAUCUUACUGGAAAAGCCCAGGCUGGACCCAGGAACAUAGUGCUUGCUCAUGAGUACCACUUCACUCAAACACUUCUUCUCCUUUACCAAAACAAAAUACAACAUGGAGGUUCUAGGGCGCUGUCCUAUGCUGUAAAUUGGCUUCCUGUGACCACUCCAAUGUACACUAAACUGCAUUAGGAAAUAUUGAUGAUAACCUCAAAUAUUCAACUUCCAUCAGCGAUGGGUGUCUUUGAACGGGCACAUCUUGGCUAACGUCAGUGUUUCAAAAAAUCUAUAGAAAACUGCACCUCUACUUGAGAACUAAAUAAAUCCCGCUAGCAGUAUUCUGACCACUGAAAGUACAAGUUCUGACCACUGAAAGUAGCUUCACUGAAGAAAAUGAAAGACUCCUGGAGUGCCUCAGGCAGCAAUGGUAUUCUGAAGAUAAGAUUACAGUUGUGCCAACAGCAAAAGUAUGCACAUACCGUAACAGAAGAUACAUAAACAUUUUAUUACAGAAAAGAAAUGACUAUCACAAAAGGUAUCAGAGAAUCAUUUGAAAUAAAUAUGAUACUACAAUUAUUAUUGUAAAACAAAAGAUAAAAUGUUAAACACAAAAGAAAUGGCAAACAUGAUUAUAGAUUCUGCGUAGCUCAUUUUUGAUGAUAGUUCCAUGUUAGGUUUGGAACAACAUUUCAUUCUAAGAAAGGAUAGUGUUCAGUACAUCUGGAGAGACAUAGAUCCAAAGUUUGGUACAUUUCCUUUACCACUGUAGCCCAGCAGCACCUCUAGGCCAAGAACAGAUGUAGUCCUACUUGUGAACAACUGUUCUGUCAACUACAUUUCCCACAAUGCCAAUUGAUAAAGGAGAAGGAUCAUGCAGCUGGACCAGCAAAGCUCCAUCAAAGCUACACAGUGAGAGAUGUCAUCACUGUUGAGUUAGGAGAGGGGUAGGGUCUAGUCAGGCAGGACAUUCAGGAGAUCCUCUCUGUCUUAUUCUGUCCCUUCUUCUCUGUGUCCCGCUCUCCACUCCUGUGAGGUGGUUUAGGAUGGGCCCUCGCCUCCCUGGGCCUCUUGGCUGGUCAACCCUUCACCCUCAGGGGCUGGUGAUGCACCAGAGUCUCCUUCUGAAAGACACAGGAAACAUGGUCCAUUAAAAACAAAGAAAGUGCCCACAAUUGUCAAUAGAUUGGAGAUGGCUUGGGAGAGAAGGCAGGAGGUAAUGCUGACUAAGUGAAUGAAGAUGUAGAACACAAACACCUGGCUAUAUCUAUCUAUACACACACACACACACCACACACACUCACCCGCCACCUUCAGGUCCAGCCCUUCCAUGUCUUUGGUUAAUUCACUGGUGCUGCCUGCUGCCCCCUGUCCCUGUAUGUCAGGUACUGCGUUCCUGCGGCCUGUACGAUCACAGUUGAUGAAGUCAGAGUACGGUGUUGUUGUCUCCACAUCCAUUAUCUGUCCAUGAUCAGACACCUCAUUACACC
Oncorhynchus masou masou (cherry salmon) is the source of this 3238-nucleotide messenger RNA. Its product is annotated as adenosine deaminase-like. The coding region runs from base 9 to 1205 and encodes 398 amino acids. NCBI's taxonomy places the organism in Eukaryota, Metazoa, Chordata, Actinopteri, Salmoniformes, Salmonidae. Gene Ontology annotation, biological process: T cell activation; hypoxanthine salvage; negative regulation of adenosine receptor signaling pathway. Gene Ontology annotation, cellular component: cytosol; external side of plasma membrane. The record is from RefSeq and is a predicted model, not a curated record. Gene Ontology annotation, molecular function: adenosine deaminase activity. The transcript is spliced from 11 exons.